Molecule: messenger RNA, 2648 nt
Organism: Diachasma alloeum
Lineage: Eukaryota; Metazoa; Arthropoda; Insecta; Hymenoptera; Braconidae
Product: BTB/POZ domain-containing adapter for CUL3-mediated RhoA degradation protein 3
Exons: 4
Coding region: 341-1324 (327 amino acids)
Biological process (GO): protein homooligomerization
Molecular function (GO): protein binding
Source: RefSeq, a predicted model, not a curated record
UCUCCCGUGUUAUUCCCACGUUCCCCCCUGCAAUUAUCGCCACCCAGUGACUGUGAAAGCCCCUCGAAAUCUCUAAAAAUGUCAGUAAAACCCAGUAAAAUAGUCUGAACGUUCGAAGAGCUUUCUAAACAAUCGUCUCAACUCGUUAAAAUGUCUUGUCAAAUCGUAACCUAGACCCAGUGAACGUAGUUACGCCCCUCUAGCUCUCACAAAAGACAAAACUCCCCCCUCCCGAACUCGACUAAUUACCCCAGGAGUCAAGGAAUCCGCGGAAAAAAAAAAGUGAUUAAAAAUCAGGAAAUAUCGCAGCGUCGAGGACGUUGCUGAUUUUAGUAAUUAAAUGUUGAUCAUUUCGCCCGAUAAAAUCGAGGAACCAACGUCACCGUCGGGUACGUCGUCGCCCACAUCGACGUCGUCACCAGGAUUAUUAGUCAGCACACCAGGAAUGUCUGGAGAUCACAGACCUGUCAUUCGUUAUCCAUCUGAAUAUGUUAAAUUAAAUAUUGGGGGAUCGUUGCAUUACACUACUAUUAGCACACUCAGGAAACAUGAUACCAUGCUUCGUGCCAUGUUCAGUGGACGAAUGGAUGUGCAUACGGAUUCUGAAGGUUGGAUUCUCAUCGACAGAUGUGGAAAACACUUCGGAACAAUUCUCAAUUUCCUGAGGGAUGGCUCAGUGGGCCUGCCCGAGAGUACUAAAGAAAUAACAGAAUUACUGGCGGAGGCCAAAUACUACUGCAUAAGUGAACUAGCUGAAUCGUGUGAACAGGCUCUACUUCGUAAAGAGAGAGAGGCCGAGCCAAUUUGCAGGGUUGCACUCAUAACAUCACAGCGAGAGGAGCAAUUGUUGAUCAGUAGCACUACCAAACCGGUUGUUAAACUUCUUAUCAAUAGGCAUAACAAUAAAUACUCAUAUACCAGCACGUCUGAUGACAAUCUAUUAAAAAAUAUCGAAUUAUUCGACAAAAUGUCGUUGAGAUUCAACGGGAGAGUUCUAUUCAUCAAGGACGUGAUAGGCUCAAUUGAAAUAUGUUGCUGGACAUUCUAUGGUCAUGGGAGAAAAGUUGGUGAGGUCUGUUGUCAUUCGAUUGUCUACACGACUGAUAAAAAGCACACGAAGGUGGAGUUUCCCGAGGCUCGUAUCUACGAAGAGACCCUCAAUAUUCUUCUGUACGAGCACAGAAACGGCCCAGACCAAGAAUUAAUGCAGGCAACAUCAUCCCGAGGUGCAGUGGGUGGUGGCCCUCCCUGCACCUCAGACGAGGAAGAGGGUGAGCGUUCUGGACUAGCUCGACUACGCACCAACAAGCAAAAUACCAACUGACCCCCCCUAGCUGUCCUCACACCCCCCCACCCAGCAUUACUGAGCUUAGUGAGAUCAUUGAAAACACGUGCCCACAUUAAAUAGACGAAAACCAUCGGGAAUACACCAAAUUCCCCCCGAGUAUUAAAAAAAAAUAAUGAACAAGACAAUUAAACGAUUGAUUAUCCAGCAAACAUGUUGAUCGACUCACGCUGACAAUUACUGAAUAAUUAAUUACUUCGGUUUUGUGCCAAAAAUAGAAAUUAAGGGAGAGGGAGGUAAAAGGGACGUUCUUAAAUCAUCAAUAUCUCGCGACUAAACGAUGCAAUUUGAAUAAAUCAAAUUUCAUUUUAAAGUCAUAAAAAAAAACUUGAAAAUGAAAAAAAAAUCGACAUUUUUCACUCAGCCAAUCUUGAUUUAUUGGAGAUUGAAUAGUGAACGGUUCAUUUUACCCCGCUCUCCCCUAUCAUUUUUUUCCCUCUAAUUAAUUGAUUGAUUGAUUAAUUUAAUUGGAUAAUUUCCUCAAUCCCUCUGUAGAUUACUGUUAAUUGAUCAAUUAUCGAGUCAUUAUUUAUUCACCCGUAAUUUAUGGUAAAGAUAAUUAAUAUUAAUGCCAAUAAAAUCGUCAGGAUUAAAUUAUCAUUUUCUCUUUGUUAAUUAUUAAUGAAAAAUUAAAUUAAUUACAUUUGCAUUAUGACGACGUAUGGAUUACCACUGCCAAUAAACCAUGAAAAAUUUAUCACUAUAAUCGAGAUCAUUGUUUUAAGUAUUAAAAACUUUCUAAAGUAAUUUUUCGAAUUUUUUUCUUUCGUUUUUUUUCAUUUUUUAUUUCACGAAAUUGAGAAAAAUGAUGCGAUUAUUUUUCUAUCUGCAUGGCGAACCUCAUCCGACGCAUCAUUUUUUUAUCAAAUGGUUAAUUAAUUAACGAACAAUACAGGGUUUUCAUUGUCCCCCCCGCCCCUGUGGGCAGAUGCAAAUUAAAUAUUUCAUUCGAAAAUUAUAUAAUGUCGAAAAAAAAUGAAGUUUAAGUGUGUAAAUUAGUACAUAAAGUGUUGAAUAAUAACUGUUGAAUAACUAUAAUGUUUCAAGAGAAACCCAGUGAGGAAACUGCACUGAUAAACAAUAAUCAUCAUUUUUUAAUCAACGACACGAGUUUUUCUUUCAUUCUGGCAUUUAAGGGAAGAUUCUAGUUAAAUUAAUUAGAAAGCAUUAAUUCUCUCGUGACCAUCAGAUAGCCAGCGAAUUUGUCAACAAAUUUUAAAAAAUACUCGUUUUACCCCCGAGAUUUUGUUUUCUGAAAAAAUAUCUGACAAAAGAGAAUUGAAUACUAUUCUAUGAAACAUGA